This is a messenger RNA of Rubroshorea leprosula, 1922 nucleotides long. The record is from the annotation of a GenBank genome assembly. Lineage: Eukaryota; Viridiplantae; Streptophyta; Magnoliopsida; Malvales; Dipterocarpaceae.
AACAAACGGAAUGUAUGUAUCUCCUUCCCAUUGGUAUAAUCCAUGUUUUGGGGCUUCUCUGUGUUUACUUUUCCCUGCUUUUAAGACAACAACACUCACCUUGACGCUUUCUUCUUCUUCCCCUAAAAACCCUAAUCUCAUCUGUAUAGCCAUCUUCACUCUCCAUUACCGCUGCUUUCACGAUCUCCCUCGCCGGUAAUCAGGAAUUAUGGCUUCUGCACGGAUGUACGUUCCACAAGGAGGCACCUUUCAGGAUCAUAAUCGGUUUGGCAGAAACUACUUGAGCAAUAAUAAUAGUAAUAGAAACAAGAACUGGAACCGGAAUUGGAACAACAAUCAAGCCAGGAGCUUUAACCACAAACAUGGCUUGUUAAGGCAGUUUCAUGCGCAUGGUAAUCCAUAUCAUUAUCCUCAGUCUGAUGCCACUCCAUCUUUGAAAAGGAGAAAAAUUUCAGAGAACACUUGGGGUGAUAGUGGGAGACCUAGGACAUAUCAUACUGCUGCUGCUGCUGCUGCUGCUGCUUCAUUAAACUCCAGCAAUCUAGUCCCUCCUUCUCUCAGAUCUGAUGCUGAGGUAUCUACAUCUAACACCGGCAAACGUGACAGGUCAAGAUUGGAGGAUGAUGAACAUGUCUUUAUGUCUAGAUAUGAGAUUGAUAGAUAUUCACCCUCGAGGAAAGAUGGUAUUGAUGUUCUACGUGAAAUGCAGUUGCGCUAUUCUUAUUGUGCCUUCAUUCAAAAUCUUGGAGUGCGGCUUGAGUUGCCCCAAACUACUAUUGGCACUGCCAUGGUCUUGUGCCACCGGUUUUUUGUCCGAAGAUCGCAUGCUUGCCAUGAUAGAUUUUUGAUUGCUACUGCUGCUCUUUUUCUUGCUGCAAAGUCAGAGGAUACACCACGCCCCUUGAACGAUGUGUUGAGAGCAUCCUGUGAAAUUUUCCACAACCGGGAUAUUACUUUCCUAUCUUAUUUGCUCCCAGUUGACUGGUUUGAGCAGUAUCGGGAACGUGUAAUUGAGGCAGAGCAAAUGAUCCUGACUACAUUAAAUUUUGAACUUAAUGUGCAACAUCCAUAUGCUCCUCUUACAUCUACUCUAAGCAAAUUAGGUCUAUCACAGACCAUCUUGUUUAAGAUGGCAUUAAACUUGGUCAGUGAAGGAAAAUAAAAGAGUUCAGGUGUAAGAAGAUAAGUUUAUAGACGUCUUCCAUCUGUCCAAAAAUUUGUGACUUUUGUGCAUUCUUUUCUUUUUAAGACCAGCUGUUCUACAUGGUUAUUCUUCAGUGGCAUAUUGAUUCUUUUGGCAUGGCAUAUAAUUGCAGGAUCGAUAAAGGAAUAGGGUGCUCGCCUGUGUGAUAGUGUUUGGUGGCGGAUAGACAUGCUGUUCAUGGAAAGUUUUGUUUUUACAUCUGAAGUUGAACUCCUGGUGUCUUUUUGGAUCCGUUUGAUACACAAUGAACUUGGUCAUUGCUACAAAAUAUAGGCACAUAGCCUACUUUUAGAACCGUUUUACUAGCUUACUUUUUAAACUUCCUUAUGAGUUUCAGUUAAUUUGGAAUCACUCCUGGAGUUCCAUAGACAUACUUCAAGUUUGUGAUAUCUGGCCACGUGCCCAUUUGGUGUUCCUUGCCCUCUUGCUGUUCCUUGCACAGUGUAUUGGAGCUAAAAUUGUUGGACCUCUCUGGGGUCAAUGCAUUUCCUAUAGGGUUAUUUGUUUUUAGGCAGUCUAGUCACAGUUUUCCAAGUCGUGAAAUGUGAGUUUUUAUCUAAUGUCCAUCUCUGGCUGUCAAUAUAUGGGCUACUCUCACCCUGAGUCCUCCAUUUUGCAUCAUCAUUUUAAAGCAUUUUUUGUGCAAAAUUUUUUCAUAUUUUUAUUCAGAUUUUUUUGUCAAAAUUUUGAGAAGUUUGAAUAAAUCUUAGUGUUUUUC